Hyla sarda is the source of this 4856-nucleotide messenger RNA. RefSeq names its product mastermind like transcriptional coactivator 3 (gene MAML3). The record is from RefSeq and is a predicted model, not a curated record. Gene Ontology annotation, cellular component: nuclear speck; nucleoplasm. The transcript is spliced from 5 exons. The coding region runs from base 821 to 4135 and encodes 1104 amino acids. Gene Ontology annotation, molecular function: transcription coactivator activity. Gene Ontology annotation, biological process: Notch signaling pathway; positive regulation of transcription of Notch receptor target. NCBI's taxonomy places the organism in Eukaryota, Metazoa, Chordata, Amphibia, Anura, Hylidae.
CGCUGGCAUGAAGGAGGAGGAAGCCGAGAGAGGAGGAGGAGGAGAGCACUUGAUCAUUGUGAUGGUGGCAGGAGGAGCAAUAACAGCACAGGCAGCGGCAGCAGCAGCAUUAGGCAGCCGUGCUCUAUCAGCUCCUGCUCCAGCCUGCACUGCUCUACUUUCUGGCUAUUGAGCUGUGUGUUCUCCCCCCUGCCUCUCCCUCCUCCUUGUCUCUCCCUCAGGAUUUAUGACUUAUGUAGAAAGAGAUAUAUUCAUUUUAUUGGUUCAAUCUCUGGUUGAUUUUUUUCCCUUCUUUUUGCACUGCGUUUAAUAUGCAGGAGAUCCACAAAAAAGUACUUUGGACGCUUUGCCGCACACACGAGUAAACUUUUGUGCUGUGUCCGGUGGGUGCUGAGAGGAGGAGUGUGCAUGUGUGUGAGUGUGCUGCACGCCUGUGUGUGCUGUGACAGUGUGUGUGCUGGUGGUCACCCAAUGCCUGGACCUUCUGCUCCUGUCUGGGAACAGCACGGAUUACAGACAGAAGAGGAGUGCUGACCUCCAGGGCUCUCCACAACUCCUGCCUGGCUUCUCCAUACUUUCUUCUUCUUCUGCCCCUUGUUGUUGUAUGUGUGAUCCUAUGAGAGCUGCCCUCACCUCUCCUCCCUGGGGGCUGUGCACUGACCUGGUGUCAUCCAUGCUGGCACUGCACCCCAACCUCGCUCCUCCUGAUCCCUUAUAACAAGCCCACCUGGAGGAAGCCCCCCAUCCCUCCCAACUCCAGGGGGACAAGUCUGGGGGCACUGCAAACUUCUCUUCCAAAAUAGUGUGCACGGGGACUGGCAUGGGGGAUUUCGCAGCCCCCGCUGCCUCUACCAACGGCAGCAGUCUGUGCAUCGGUGGCGCUGGCAUUGGGGUUGGUAGUCACAGUGGUAAUAAUACCCCUCCCAGCGCUGCUGCCCCCAAUGCACCGAACAAUAGCAGCAGCGUGAGCAUUCCAAAGCACAGCACCGUGGUGGAGAGGCUCCGGCAGAGGAUAGAGGGCUGCAGGAGGCACCAUGUCAGCUGCGAGAGCAGGUACCAGCAAGCCCAGGCUGAGCAACUGGAAAUGGAGAGAAGGGACACGGUGAAUCUCUAUCAGAGGACACUGGAGCAAAGAGCCAAGAAGUCAGGCACCAGCCAGGGGGCACCUCCUGCCACAGGUUCUGCUACUGGUGGCGGAGGAACUGGUGCCAACAAGCAGCCACCCCACCAUCACCAUCAUCAUCCUCCUCCACAGCAGGGCAAGCAGGAUGCAGAGACAGCACCGGUCAGCGGCACAGCCGAGCACAGGAACCACACUCUGAUCAUGCUUCAAGAGGCUGUGCAGAAGAAGUUGGAAGGUGCCCGUUCACCACUUAAUGGAGAGCAGCAGAAUGGCAUCUGUGAUGGGAGGUUUUCACCCUCUGCUAAACGGCGAAGGAAAGAGAUGCCAGGCAUGGAUGCACUUAAUAAUUUGUCAAGUAUACCACUGCCUUCUGUAUCCCCUCUUCACCAGCUUGAUAUGAAGCCACAUCUACCUGUUACAAAUAACGUAACACAUGCAGGAGGAUUAGAAGACAUAAAUAAGAAUGGAGGCCAGCAGGAUGUAAAGCUAGCAGUAAAUGGUUCUAAUCCUAGUGAACUGGAGGAAAGUUUCAAUAUCCUCAAUAAGGAAAUGAAGCAAGAACCCCUAGAUGAUGUUUCAGUCAUCGACACAUCUGAUACUUCCCUCUCCAACCAAAAUAAACUUUUUUCUGACAUAAAUCUGAAUGAUCAAGAAUGGCAGGAAUUGAUUGACGAGCUUGCUAAUACUGUUCCUGAAGAUGACAUACAGGACUUGUUUAAUGAAGACUUUGAGGAUAAGAAGGAGUUAGACUUUUCCAGACCUACAGCUCAAACACCCCUUACUCAAGAAAGUGCCAGUGUAAAGAGUGAUCCAUCCCACUCUCCAUUUCCUCAUGUCUCUAUGGGCUCUCCGCAAGUUCGUCCGUCCUCCUCUGGUCCUUCUUUUUCUAAUGUAUCAUCUGUUUCCAGCAUCCCAUCAGUUUCCAGUGCUCCAUCUACAUUAAUGCUAGCUGGAUCACCAUCAAGUUGUGUUGUCCAAUCUCCACAGACUCCUAAUCCACCUCACACACCUGGUCAGACCUCAACAAGACCUGGCAAUGGAUAUGUCAUGACUCCAACUUCAAGUUCUGGAAGUGGUUCUGUGAACCUCCCAAGUGCUGACUUGUCUCCAGCUGAGCAGUUGAAACAAAUGGCAGCUCAACAACAGCAACGAGCAAAAAUCAUACAACAAAAGCAACAACACCAACAACAGCAGCAACAACCACCACCACCACCACCACAUAUAAACCAGCCUUCAAGUUGGUCACCUGUGGGACCUCCAUCUAGCCCAUACGGUGGAGCCUUUGGUACUGAAAAGCCAAAUAGUCCGAUGAUGUAUCCCCAAGCUUUCAACAACCAAAAUUCUAUUGUACCUCCAAUGGCAAAUAAUCCCCCCAAAACCACAAUGAACAACUACCUCCCUCAAAGCCACAUGAACAUGAUAAACCAGCAGACAAGCAAUUUGAAUUCAAGCUCAAUCAGUAAAACUCAAAACAUGCUCAAUUACGGUAAUACUAAACCGCUUUCACACUUUAGUACGGAUAUGAAUCAAAGAAUGACUCCUCCAAUUGCCAACCAAAACAAGAAUGCUAUGUUACCAUACAUGCAACAGCAGCAGCAACCUCCAAUGCCGCCUCAGAUAAGUCAUUUAAGUGAGGAACAGAAGCGGAUAAUUAUAAUGAAGCAGAAAGGACUUAUGAAUCAACAGAUGGCUUAUGGAUCUCUUCCAGGUCAUGGCCAGGAUCAGAAUACGGUUGGUAUGUCAAGACCUGCCGGACCCAUGCAACAGUCUGUGCCUGGAGCAGGUGGGAACCCAGGGGCUCCGGGCUUCAUGCCUAGUCAGCCUCAAGCUGCAAUGAUGAAGCAGAUGCUUAUAGAGCAACGGGCUCAGCUACAUGCUAUGGAGCAACAAAAGCAGCAGUUUCUCAGGGAGCAGAGACAGCAACAACAGCAGAUCCUAGCUGAGCAGCAGUUACAACAACCGCACAUGAACAGACAGCAUCUCCAGCAGCAGAGGAAUCCUUAUGGAGUCCAGCAAGUCAAUCCUUUUCAAGGUUCUCCACAGGAUAUUGCAGUUGCAAGAAACCAAGCGGCGCUUCAGAAUAUGCGAGCAUCCCGAAUGAUGGCACAGAAUACCGGUAUGCUCUCUAUGGGUCCAUCACAAAAUCCAGGCACAAUGCCUACAGGACCUUUGCAGCCAGAAAUGGGUAUGGCUCCAUACAGCAACACAUCAUCGGGACAGCCAGGCAUGUACAGCAUAAACACAGGACUAAACCAAAUGAUGCAGCACCCAAACCAAAACAGCAUAAACAUGGCCCACAGUGCUGUGCAAGGCCCACGGCAACCGAAUUCUGGUCAAGCCAUGGGAAUGGUUGGUGGAUUUAGUCAGAAUAUGCUUGUAAACUCUGUGAUGCCUCAACAACAUCAGCAAAUGAAAGGGCCUGUAGGUCAACCAAUGACCAGAGUACAGGCCCCUAGACUGCAAAACAUGAUGACAUCCAUACCCCAGGGUGCUCCAAACUGGCCCCAACGUGGAUUACAAGGAAUGAGAACUAGUGGGGAAAUGGGGGCUUACAACAAUGGGUCAGGUUAUCCAUUGCAAUCUGGGCAGUCAAGAAUAAGCAAACAACAUUUUCAGCAAGGACUCGGUCAAAGUGUUGUUGAUAGUACGGGAACAGUAAGAGCCCUAAACCCAGCAAUGAGUAGGCAAAUGAUGCAGACAUUGCCUGGACAGCAAGGUGCUGGUCAACCCAGACAGAUGUUACCUGGCAUGAACCCUGGUGUGCCCAGUAUGGCCAGUUUUAAUCAGGCUCAAACACAGCAAUUACCUGGUGGAACCUUUCCUCAGACUAACCAGAACCAGGGUUAUGACAGGAAUCCUGGUCAGGACAUGUCAUACGGUUAUACUGAUGCAAGCGCUGGUCCCUUUUCAGGUCUAGCAGAUGGUACAGACUUAGUAGACUCCAUUAUGGGCAGAGGACCUGGAGAUGAAUGGAUGCAAGAACUUGACGAAUUGUUUGGAAAUCAGUCUUAACAAUAAAAUGAAAGAAUUGUGCUGGGCUAAAUGGAAAAUGACAGUACGCCUGUCCAUGUCUGUUCUGUAUAGAGGAGCUCAACUGCAGGCAGUUACAGAAUGUUGGGUAGUAAGGUCCCUUUUGAGGUGACGGCAGCAUCGCAUGUUUUAAAAUGAGGGUUCAGAAGAGGAGGUUGCUUGUCUCUCAGUCUGUAGCCUCAGAAAGUAGAUGUUGACUAGAGCUGAAAGUGUUUGGUCAGCUCUACUGUAAAAGUUCAUUAUCGGCGUCAUGGCUUCACGAGCCAAAAGACAAAAGGGGCAAAAGAUCUGCAGAAUGAUACAAGAAAUUGAAAUAUGUUUAUAUCAAGCGAGAAAAGAUGCUUCGAUAUGGAGUAAAAUAAUUUAUUUGAUGUUGCUGAUACUUUUGGCUAACAGGCUUAGCCAUCAACCAUAAUGUUUUAAACAAAGAAUGGGGAGGAAGCUGUUACAAGUGUCACAGCGGUACUUCUGGAAACACGACAAGGUAGAUUCAAAUAUGGCUUACCCUUACAUUAAUGAAAGGAUCACUAUAAAUAAAGUCUAAGUAAAUUAUAGCGAUAACUACAAUGCAUUGAUUGCACAAGAUUUUAAGCAAAUGGUCAUUGCUAUAUGAAAUGGAAGCUAUAUGUAUGGUAUUUAAAAAAGAAAGACUAACAGCUAGAUCAUAUUUUGGAUACAAGUAAGAAACAGCCAUACCUUUAUA